Messenger RNA from Aaosphaeria arxii CBS 175.79, 3628 nucleotides. RefSeq names its product glycoside hydrolase family 47 protein. The coding region runs from base 432 to 3341 and encodes 969 amino acids. The transcript has 3 exons. The record is from RefSeq and is a predicted model, not a curated record. Gene Ontology annotation, cellular component: endoplasmic reticulum; Golgi membrane. Gene Ontology annotation, molecular function: mannosyl-oligosaccharide 1,2-alpha-mannosidase activity; calcium ion binding. Lineage: Eukaryota; Fungi; Ascomycota; Dothideomycetes; Pleosporales. Gene Ontology annotation, biological process: N-glycan processing; carbohydrate metabolic process.
GUGAGGAUUGGAGUGAUACAAUUGCUCGGAAUGCGCCCUUCUAUCUCUGUCAUGGUCUGAAAAAUGCUUCGGAAUGUGUCCAAAGAUUGUUUUCCAAUCUAUCAGGGUUGCCCCUGGCGUUUUCAAUCAUCUACAACUAACCCGUUAUUGCAGCUGGGCAUCGAGCCAAGCCCGUGGAGGUGGAGGUGUCCUCCAAUACUUCUACAGAGUAUUGUCUACAUUGCUAUCCCUCCUUUACUCGAUUCUUAAUGCUCCUCAAGGAUUUCGCCCUCCUUUCUCCGAAUUCGCAUCACGCUUCUUGAACCCAAUGACGGCAACGACCUAAAGCUACCGGUAGCUCUCGUCGUACUUGUCAGGGCCUUUGCGCCAAUCCUUUCAGUCCAACGUCGUGCACGCGACGCUUGUGUCUAUUCUAUUCUCUUCUUUACACAAUGUUGCGCUACCGUCGAUACCGUGUAUUCGUCGCCUUUGCCGUCAUAUCACUAUUCGCUCUCUAUAAGUUUGGUGUUUCGAAUGCAUCCUGGCGAGAUGGUAUCAGUACACCAGCGCAAAUCGUUGGUGAGAAGGAAGUCGUAGAGGCGGUUGUUAGCAGAAAUCCACGCCCCGAGGUGGCCCUGGAAACAAAGAAGCUCUCGAUAGACGUUCCCUUAGCGAAGACAUCUUUGGCUCGGCAUACUCCACCACCGAUUGCUCCUGUCGAUCGACCCGUCGAAAAGCCCACUCCUACGCCGACUCCAGAGGCAGUCGCAGAUGAUACCAAGCCAAAACUACCAGUCCCUACUGCUGUUGGAGGGCUGAUGCCGGGAAUUCCAAUGCCACCAGGACUAGACUUGCCUUCAUCGAGUGUAGAAGCGGUACAUUGGAAAAAAGCAAGCGAAUACUACCCAGUCCCUUCCGCCUCCCUCCAGCAACUCCCCACUGGCGCAGCGAAACAAAUACCUAAGAUUCAGGCAACGUUUGGAAAAGAGUCGGAGGCGGCAAAGGCAGAUCGAGUGGCAAAGCUGGGCUCGAUCAAGGAAACCUUCAAGCGCUCUUGGGAUGGCUACAAGAAAUUUGCUUGGCUUCAUGAUGAGCUCAAGCCCAAGUCAGGGACAUUUAGGGAUCCUUUCGCUGGUUGGGGAGCUACUCUGGUCGAUGCUUUGGACACGCUCUGGAUCAUGGGUAUGAAAGCCGAGUUCGAGGAGGCUGUAAAGGCCGUGGACCAAAUCGACUUCACUACAGCGCAGAGAAAUGACAUCCCGUUGUUCGAAACCACGAUUCGAUACCUAGGCGGACUACUUGCAGCCUAUGAUCUAAGCGACAAGGUGCACAAGAACCUACUGUCGAAAGCAGUAGAGCUGGCCGAGCUAUUGAUGAGUGCGUUCGACACACCGAACCGGAUGCCCCAAACAUAUUACUAUUGGAAGCCUAAUUUCUCGACUGGACCUUACCGUGCCAGUAAUCACAUCGUCUUGGCUGAGAUUGGCUCUCUGUCAGUUGAGUUCACUCGCCUUGCUCAACUUACUGGAGAAAGCAAGUACUACGACGCUAUUGCACGUAUCACCGAUAGCCUCGAGGAAUUCCAGGGGAAAACUAGAUUACCCGGCAUGUGGCCUACAGCGUUCGAUGCAUCAGGUUGUAAAAGAAUCGAUUAUAGUGAUAUUGGAGAGCCCUUCCAGCAACCCCUGGCUGGUGAAGUCGGAACGCAAGCACCAGCACAAGUACCUCAUCUCUCACCCGGAGGUAACAAAUACAUUCCUCUCGAUCUACCCCCGCCAAUCGUUUUCACACGAGAAUCUGCCGCGCCAGCCCCGAAACCUGCUGUACAGGUCCCGGAGGAGCCAGAGAAAGAGAAGGUCCAGAACUGGGCAAAGGGUACUUCAUUGGAUAAGGAAAAGACGGGCUUGACGAAACGACAAUUAGAUCUUCCAGAGGAACCCUUGGAAAAAGCUGCCUCUCCAGUUGUGCCCGCCACAGCGCUCCCAGCUUCACCUACCGCAGCCCGCCCCGAGUGCGAAGAACAAGGCUUCGACGCCGCUUCCGAAUUCGGUAGUGAGGAAUAUACCUUAGGUGGAAUGUCCGACUCAACAUAUGAGUAUCUUCCAAAAGAGUGGCUGCUUUUGGGUGGAAGAGUUGAAAAAUACCAAAAGAUGUACGAGCAGUCCAUGGAUGUUGUCAAAAAGAAUCUGAUAUUCCGACCGAUGUUGCCAAACAAUGAUGACAUCCUGUUUUCUGGAAAGCUCCGAGUCUCCGCCUAUGAUCCAGAAGAGCCAAACAAGAAAGGUGGUGAUCUGGAAGGCGAGAAUGCUCAUCUUACCUGCUUCGCUGGGGGCAUGUUCGGCAUGGGUGCGAAGAUCUUCAAUCGUGCAGACGAUCUGGAACUGGCGAAGAAACUGACGCAUGGCUGUGUGUGGUCUUACAAUAUGACAGCAACAGGCAUCAUGCCCGAAGCGUUCCUAACAAUUCCUUGCGAAAGCAUGACAGAUUGUACCUGGAACGAGACGCACUACAAACUCGCCAUUGAUCCCAACGCAGAUUCGAGGGUUACAUCCUACAAAUCACAGAUGGAAUCGUACGAAGUGCAGCGGGCUUCGGCAUCUGCAUGGUAUGCAUCCGAAAUGGCCGCAUUUACAGGAGCCCAUCAGACACCCGCCCCUGCCCUCAUCCCAACAGUUGACGUUUUACAGCCAGCUGUAGUCCCACCAUUGCCGCAAGCCCAGGACGAUCUUCGACCGGCAGUUAAGAAGCGAUGGGUCAACAUGGAAGACGUGGAGCCACAGAUCACACCCGAGCAAAGGCUACCCAUCAAGGAUCCACUGCCGCCUCGGCCUCAUGCCAACCUUAUGGUAGAGGGCGAAACCGAGGAUGGCGAACAUACACCUUCACCAGUAUCUCCAGACUUUGAACCUAGCACGAUCUUGGAACCGGCUCCGUCAAGACCGGUUUUCCCUGUCAUCUAUUCUCCUAAACCUCCACUUUCGCACGAGGAGUACGUAAAACAAAGGGUCCAAGAAGACCGAUUGCCCCCAGGUGUGACAGCCCUUCGGGCCAAGAAUUAUAUCCUACGUCCCGAAGCCAUCGAAUCUGUGUGGUACAUGUACCGUAUCACUGGGGACCCUUAUUGGCGCGAGGCCGGGUGGCAGAUGUUCGAGGCUGUAAACACACACACGGCAACUGUGUAUGGCAAUUCCGCCAUCGACGAUGUCACAAAGCAAGCUCCAGAUUUACUAGACGAAUCAGAGAGCUUUUGGUUGGCAGAGACGCUCAAGUACUUUUAUCUACUCUUUGCAGAUGAAAAUGUGGUCAGUCUUGAUGAGUGGGUGCUAAACACGGAGGCCCAUCCCUUCAGACGACCAACUUGAUUCGUUAUUAGCAUCGUUCCUCUUCCGCUGGGUAGCAUUGUCACCCGCAAUUUGGUAAUUUGGCGUUCUUUUAUGCUCUUGGGAGCCCUUACGAUAUCAAAACUGGGGUUAUCCCUUUUUCAUAGUUCUCAGGCACAAUAAGUCGCAAAUGGGUCUUGCCGGCUUACGGCACCAUAGGUCGAAAGUCUUCCAAGGAGCGCGACGCGGGUACUGGUAGCAUUGCAAUGGAGUCUAUCUUUCUUGUCAUGAAAAAAUUAAUCCUAAGUGAGGAUUUUAUCACAAUCCAC